AUGAGUGCACCUCCAUCUCAUCUCUCGAGUGCUGUCAUUCCAGAGACUUGGCAGUACCACAAGGUUGACUGUGCGUUGUGCGGCGUCUUCCUGACGCGACAAGUACCACGACAGCCCGUGGACAAAAGAAGUGGCAGAGUCGACGAACAGGGUGUCGCCCAUGACUUCUUCGAAAAUCGAAAUACGGAGACACUCUGGCUAAAUCACGUACGCCUGCUGGGAGACGACCCGGCCAGCACGUACCCUUACAAUGUAACCUUGUCCGAUCUUGCCGGAGAUGAUGACCAAGAAGAGUCGUCAUUCGAGACUGCCACCGGUCUGUCGCUCAAAGCAUACUACCGCUGCGAAGGGCAUCCUUACUGGGUGCCUUUCCAUGAAGACUGCUACGAGCUUCUCCGCACAUAUGUGGGUGUGCCGGAGCUUGACAAGGAGAUACUGCACGAUGCUCUGUCGUCCUUGAGCAAUGACGAGGAUAGCAGCAGAACGUGGACAAAACUUAACAUCGGCUACGAAGGAACCGAUAAACUCGAUGCUUGGAGUUUUGUUCCGUUCCUUUCGGGCCUGGAGCACCUUGCCAUGUCCCCCGUGGCCAUAAAGCCCCUCGACGUCUAUCUCGCCGCACUCCCGCGCCUUCAAGACUCGCACGGAUACCAGUACCCAAGCAGGGUCUUCACGGUCAGAUACUCUGAUCCAUUCACCCGCCUAAGUGCGGAGGUGCUAGCCAUGAUAGCAUCCCAGAUGGACGUUGUGACGUUGAUGCAGUGGAGAAGGGCCUCGGCGAUGGCAGCAAACUGCCACCUCACCAACACAUCCUGGAAGAUACGCCUCUUCAAGGAUAUGCCGUUUCUGCGCGGCCUCAUUGAACCAGGGCGCUACGAGAGACAAGGCCCAGUCGACUGGGCGCAAGUCUUCAAAGAUCUUUGGGGGGCCAGCAAGCUGUCGGGGAAGACCCAGAUGCAUGGGCUCUCCAACCGCCGACGCAUUUGGGAAGACCAGUGUCCCGUUCUUGCCAGGGAGUAUGAGUUCAUGCGGGCUGGCAAGAAUGUCAACCUCAGAGCGCUCAUUCCCCAGCUUGAGAAGGUCUCCAUGCAAAGAUCCGGCUGUCUCGUGUUUCCCGAACCUCUGAAAAGGUCGAUAUACACACCGACGCUUCUGAAUAACUUGCCGGAACUCACGACAAUCGAGCCGAGUCUGAUGAUUGUCUGGACCGACCUGGGAACUCUGGCCGCCAUUGACAUCCUCCAGAAUGACUGGAUGGAGUCCUUUGCUCACCGCUACAAGGAAGACGACCCCCGUUGUGAGCGCAAGGCACGUUGUGAAGUGGUGAAGAUUCCCAGGAAUGACUGGGUGACGGGUUUUACCUUUUUCAUCCACCACCACGAAUUCAGAAGCAAAGAAAACGUGCGCGAGUCUCCUGAACCGGACGAGGAGGUCCCAGAAGAUCAAGACGACGAGUCUGAAAAGGGGCAAGAACUGGACGAUCCGGAACCAUUGCCGGUGCUUGGCGAUGACGGAGAGGAAAUGGACGUCGGAGAAGACGUGGACGAAGAAGAAGCGCAACGGUACGACGAGGACGACGAAGAGUCCGACGUGAUUCCGGGCGGACAAACCCUGGCCUCAUGUCGGGCAUCACAGUUGAAUCUGGCACCGCGGUACGACUACGAGCGUCGUAUUGUUGGCCUUGAGGUUCACCUCGCCACGGGAGACCGCAUCCGGCUGGGCCACGAGACCAAGGAGAGCCGCAUGGUACACGUCGACGCCGACAGUUUCGUCGUCGGCCUGUCGACCAAGCGCCGCACCAUCCGAGGCAUUGUGGCCCACGUGGACCUCAUACACACGCCCAUGACGGUACUCAACUGUCCCGACAUCAGCCGCGUCAUAGACCUGCGGUGGGCCGAUCAUGAGUUUGAUCCGUGCCAGCUCACGUGGAGACCGGAGCCGCCGCCGGCCGACAUGCGCCUCUGCAAACCCGUGCUCACAGGAGACCAGAGCCGCGAUUUUUUGCACGGGGAGGUGCUCAUCCUGGGCAAGUCCGAGGAAGAGCUGGCGAGAAUUACCGCCAUUCACGCAUCCGUGAGCCCGCUGUGCUUCCAGGUCGACUACCACGACGGCUCGUCUCGCCGCAUUGGUGCCGCCCUUGGAGACCACGCAGACACGUUUUCCAUUGAUGGCCAGAACGGCGAACGCAUCAUCCUUGUAUUCGUCGCACCCCCCGCGGCCGGCGGCUGGGGCAUACGCAUCGUCACAAACCGCGAGCGCCAGAUGAGUCUUGGGUGGCCAACCAUCGGUCACGAGGUCCGAUUCCCGCCAGAGAUCCUGCCCGGGGAACUGCUUCCUGUGCUGAGUGGCAUUUACUUGUUCUGGCGUACCAAACUGGACGCUUUUGGCACUCCUUUCUUGGCUGGCAUUGGUUAUAUGACUAGGAAUCACCAAUACGUCGAGGAACCGACGGGUUUGGUAAUGGCGGAGGAUACGGCGUUCGGCCUCGAUGAAGAUGCCGGGAUUCCACUAAUUCCAGCUUGGGCAGCCGAGCUGUUUCCGGGUGCCUUUGACUAUCAAGGUCUCUGA
Messenger RNA from Hirsutella rhossiliensis, 2568 nucleotides. RefSeq lists its product as uncharacterized. The transcript is spliced from 3 exons. Lineage: Eukaryota; Fungi; Ascomycota; Sordariomycetes; Hypocreales; Ophiocordycipitaceae. The record is from RefSeq and is a predicted model, not a curated record. Bases 1 to 2568 code for a protein of 855 amino acids.